AUGAAGGCUCGACUGUUAAAUACCGUUGAACACACCAUACCAUGGCUCAGUCGUGGUACCCGGUCGCCAUUAUCGCAAAUUGGGGCUUGUCCUCAGUUGUCGACUGCCUCCUCCUCAUACGCACCCCUUAAUUCAACACGAGACUCUGCUGUCCGUCGCCAGAGAGAAACCGAUGCUCUCAAACCAAGCCAGMAAGCCACUAUCGAGUCCUCAAAGAGCGAUUCCUCAGUUGCUGGCAUCAUUCGUCUGAUGGCCGCCAAGAAACCUACGGUUGGUCAGAAGGCUGGUACCUACGCAGAUGGGUUGAGGGUACGACAGGAGGAAUCAUAUCAGGCAUACAACAAUCGUGCGCCUCCAUAUAAUCUUCACGUUUAUGCCCACAAACACAACACGAUAAUCACACUUACAAGACCGAACGGGAAUCCUAUUAUGUCGCUCGGCUGUGGUAAUAUCGGAUUCCGCAAAUCUCAUCGCUCGGGCUACGAUCCAGCCUAUCAACUUUCCUCGCACGUCUUCGCACAAAUCCAGGAACGGGGCUUGUUACAUGAGAUCAAGGGAAUCACACUCGUGUUCAAAGGCUUUGGCAUGGGCCGCGAAGCUUUCAUCAAGGUGCUGCUCGGAAACGAAGGACGAAACGUUCGGCCGUUAGUCACGCGUGUCACGGACAAUACCACGAUCAAAUUUGGUGUUCCCACGACAGAGUCCUUAUUCGGAUCGCGAGACAGAGACUCUAACGCACUAUACUCUGAUCUCGUCUCCUCCGAAGAGUUUCUUGGAAGCCAUGUCCUACGAAUACCGAACCCGCCUGGUCCAUCGCAUAAAUCAGACGCUCCCAACGCUCGAGAUACGCGGGCCAAGGCUAAGCAAGUAACGACUGUCAACGGCCGUACGGUAAUAGUCAAGGAGAACUCGGUCUAUAGCAAUAAAGGAUUCAAAUCACUUUGUCAGGCGCAAAUCAUAUCGGACGUCCUCUAUCACACGCCAAAUCAUAGCUCACAACCAUGGCUGAUAUAUUACAUAUCUAAGCCGCUGAUCGGCACCUACGAUCCUGGAAAAAUAGUCCCGGCCGUACCUUCGAGAAACAUUCAAGGAAACGACGGUGAACCCCCCAAUCGAAAUGCCGGAGAUACAUCGAGUGUGCAGAAACGGGAUAUCAAGUCAUUUGCAGAGCUCCUGGCGCACUUUCCGAUGAUCGCGAGACAAAUGCAGCCGGGCCUUGACAGAUUAUUUCGCGAAUUUGGCAAAGAGCUGGGGAAGCCUUUACCACCACCUCCGUCGCAAUCGCCGUCUUCUCCAUCCAAAUCCGAACAGUGGGACCCUGAAGGGACCGACCAUUCGCAAGCAGAUCGACUGCCGUUCAACUCCGACGAAUACUUCGCCGAUGAUGAAGAUCUAAUGCGCCGUAGUUUGGAAACAGCUGUCACAGCUGCAAUUGACCUUUUCCGACUAGUGGACAAGCAGCAGCUCUCGCUUCUUGGAGCUACCACCGACUUAACCGGCCCUUUGGUGGAGCGACUAAUCGAGAAAUAUAUCGCGCAACAGGUUCACGAGACGCUGUUGUUCCCUCGACUUUGCAGUUUUCGUCGAACUGAGGAUGUCGAACUCGACACAAGGAUCCGACAAAUUGAGCACAUCGAUGUUUCUCAGGUCGGUAUCGCUAUAGAAGGAGGUCUCGCCGGCAAAAAGGAACUAAUGAACCGGCUGAGUAGAGGUGUAGAAGCAUUUCGAAAAAUGAAUGAUGCGACCUGUCCUCAGGAUAUGCUUGACGUGCUGUUGGCAACUAUCAAGGCCGUCACAGUAGCGGAUGAAUCGGAUCGAUCGCUGGACUCAUCGGAGAAGCAACCGCCUGUUUUUACAGUGAACGCAGACAUUCUGGUAUCCAUGCUCCUCGUUGUGGUGAUCAGGUCUCAAGUUCGUCGACUUCAAGCUCGACUUCUCUAUAUGCAACAUUUCAUUUUCGUUGAUGAUGUUGAAAGUGGAGAGAUGGGCUACGCUUUAAGUACUUUGGAGGCUGUGUUGACCUACUUGGUUAGCGAUUACGCUCCACUUCGCAAGGCCAGCGCGCGCAACAAGCGACUUUGGCAGGCUACAAAGACUGGCAACACGAGAGAUAUCAGAUCGAUUCUAGAGCCAAAUGAGGAUGAGAAUAAUGAUGAUUUUUCUGCAUACGAUAAUAUAGACCCUGACCCCGACGCAUUGAACAAAAAAGCAAUCAGAACGCCACCGCUCGAACAACAAUCUAUCAGAUUUGCACUCGCUAAUGGAAACUCGCCUGAACCGCAUGCAGACACUGAGGUGGAAGACUCGCCGUUGGAGCCUCCGCCUCUAGCUCAUGUGUUUCCAUUCCAAACUUGGGCGCAUUCAAGCUCAAAUAACACUGAUAAAAGACCUCGAAAAAGGGUCUCCAUGGACGUCAGCAGUAUAUCAGGCUCAUCUAUGAUCUCUUUACUAUCCAGAACAACAACUAAUGCGUCGACAUUCAGCGGCAUUGAAGGCGAUACCUCAAUUGAAACGCUGAGCCAUACGCACGAUCCUGCUGGCGAUUCAGUGCCAAUGAUGGCAGUUGAAAGCCAUCAACCUGGAGCUCUGAAAUAUCUGCUUAGUCUGCAAGAAUACUAUUCGAUCGAUGUCAUUCUUGAGGAUACGAAUCGUGACGGCACCACACUGCUUAGUGCAGCUGUUCAACAUGCGAAUAGGAAGGUGGUCGACAUCAUCACAGAAUUUCUAUUAACUGAAGCAGAUAUCCAUACAAUCAGCAGUUAUCUAGAAAAAGAAGAUAUUCGAGGACGGACAGUUGCACACUACCUGUUCAGUGCUCCUUAUCUGAUAUCUUCGCUAGGAAGUCUUUUACCUUGGCAGAAAAAGGAUAAGCAUGGGCAGACGCCUCUUUUCGCAAUAUGCAGGUCAUAUGAUCAUAUUAAUUAUCAAGCCAUGGUCAAUGAGGCCCUGACAGUGGCACAAAGAGCUCAGGAUGAUGGACAACCUCUGAGGAUAGGUGACCACGUUGACUUGAAAGGCAACACUCUUUUGCAUAUUGUUAGCGAUCCUGAGAUUAUAACACGAAUCCUAGCUGAGUGUGAUUGCGAUCCGAAUGCUACGAACGACAGGAAAUUUACUCCGUUGAUGGUGGCAAGCAAAUAUGGUCGAGUUGAUUUGAUGCGAAGACUCUUUGCUGAUCCUCGAGUUGAUACACACAUCACAGAGAGCAGAGGUCUAACAGCUGUUGAACUUGCAAAAGAUGAUGAAGUACGAAACAGGAUUGACGACAUGAUCUUGUUCUUAAAUCCUCCUAUGAGUUCUGGAGAUAUCACUGGCCGAAUCACUACAGUUGUGCGUUCUCUUUUUGUUGAAGACGCUACUGUGAGAUUUAUUUUGAAAUCAGGUGCCCAGGCAUUUUCUGACACGACAUCAAUUAACGGCACGACUUACACUAUUACCACUUGUCGGCGGUCUUUUGCCGACUUUGAACACCUGGCUAGAUGUCUUGCAGUCGAGCAUCCGGCGUCUUAUAUUCCGAGCAUAACUGAGUCCCGAAGUCCUUUCCAAAUCCAUUCAAAGCCAUCUCGCGCCAUUCUCCAUGAUAUGCAAGGUCGUCUUGAUCAGUUUCUAAGAAUUCUUUUAACACACCCGACAUUUGCUACUCAUGAAAUGCUCUGGGAAUUCUUCCUCAUGCCAGAAUUGCAACCUGAUAUGAUGAUUGAUAGAUCGCAGCGCAAAGCCUCGGUGCUUUAUGAAAGCAUCUACGAUGACUAUCCGCCCAUAACUACAGAUGGUAUUAAGGAUACGGAACAAUUCGUAGCUCAUGCCCAGGAAGUUGUACGUGCCGUCCAUGCCAAUACACGGAGCGUCAUACGGCGGGGACACUCGGCACAACAUGCAGCAUUUGACUUUGGGGAUGCGGCCAGUCUUUGUGCAUCAGUUCUGUCAACAUUCAAGCCACCAUCUAACGCAAUCCCCGUCUCACACAUUGAUGCUUUUUCUCAAUACGCCGCUGCUAUGAGCACAUCUUCUUCAGACUCAUCUCCUCUCCUUCAAUUCCUCAUAGCCAUCACAUCUAUACAAAGCACAACCACGGCAGUGCUGAGUGCACUUUCCCGCCCAGGAAGACUAAUCUACACACUUUCAUCUACGAAUCGCAAUUUGUCACGAUCACGCUCGUCUUUAGCAUCCUCAUCGCUACCAAGGAAGUUUAAUCUCAACCUUUCCGUUCUUGAGGAAUCGAGACAAAAGAACUUACGAGAGCUCGAGCAGAAAAUAAAUGAAUCGGAAGCUCAGGCAUCGCGAUUAUCACGCGAGAUAUCGUGGAAUAAGGAUGUGGUGGUUAGUGAGCUCGCUGGCUGGACCUCCUGGAGAGAAAAGGUCGGGCGAGACGCUAUUCGAGCAUUUGUCAGGGCUACCGUCGUGCAAGAGAAAGAACGAGGGCACCGACUGGAACGCUGUCUACGGAAUAUCAAGGACUUGCCCCUAUUGCCAGGUUCGACAAAAUGA
Molecule: messenger RNA, 4488 nt
Organism: Talaromyces amestolkiae
Lineage: Eukaryota; Fungi; Ascomycota; Eurotiomycetes; Eurotiales; Trichocomaceae
Exons: 3
Coding region: 1-4488 (1495 amino acids)
Biological process (GO): early endosome to late endosome transport; translation
Cellular component (GO): ribosome; late endosome; plasma membrane
Molecular function (GO): phosphatidylinositol binding; structural constituent of ribosome; guanyl-nucleotide exchange factor activity
Source: RefSeq, a predicted model, not a curated record